AUGCCCAAAGGCGACGCUCCGCGCCCAGCGCCUGCUGAUGGACGUGAUGCCGCCACCCAGACAGAAGCAGUCUGCCAGGUCGAUGCUGCCACUCAAACGGGCGAGGUGGCUCAGACGGGCGAGGUGACCCAUACGGACGACUUGAUCCAGCUGGACGAGGGGACUCAGGCGGACGAGGGGACCCAGACGGACGAGGUGACCCAGACGGAUGAGGUGACCCGGACCGGCGUGGAAGACCGAGACAUUGCAACGCCACAAGCGACCGGGGCCCCCGAAACCGAGGCCACAGCAACUGAUCCGCCUCCAGCUGACAAGGUGAAGACCACAGAGGCUGGUGAAACUAUCAUUGUUCGCGGAAAAAUCACCAAAGCAGCCCGAAGAAUCCCAGCCGCUGCCCUCUGCGCCGCCAUUUCGGCAAGACUCGAAACUCUCGGGACUUCAAUAGUUCGCCCCGACAUCAGGAAGAUAGCCAAGAUCGUCGAGGUUACCAGACGUCCGCGCAACGCCGCGAAGCCAACCAACACGGCACGGUCCUCAGACCAGGGGAAGCCGACGCAGCAGGCAUCUCGAUCCCGAGCCCCGACCGGCCCCGAAUCUGUCGUCGCGGCAGACGCACCUGGCUCCGAUACCGCCUCACCCAUACGCUCACCCAUACCCGAAUCGCCCGAUAUUAUCUCACCGCCCACCGCCCUCACCGACGACCACCACGACGACUGGCCAGCAGCGACCGACAACUGGCCCGAACCGCCCGAACCCUGGGCCACACCAAGCGUGGACCAGGACCAGCCCCAGGCUCCUCCCCCAAGCUCACCCGAACAGCAAGCCAGCACUGACAGCCCCGCGCCAGCCCUUUCCGGCGCGUACGACCCGGACACAAUCACAACCACCGACAUGCUCCCGCUGGCGCGCGACGUCGCCGUCGCCGCGCUGCAGCACUCACCCCCGCUAGCAGCGCAGCUGAUCUUCCCCUCGCUGCUCUUCGGCGCAGGCUGGUCCGCCGCAGAGCAAGCCGAGGUGGCCGAAUGGCUGGCAGAGGGUCUGCGCCUGCAGGUGGAAGGGGGCGCGACGUGCGGGCGCGAGAUCCGGCGCGUCGAGCAGCGCGGGGGCGGAGCGGUCGCGGAGCCCGUCGCGUACGUGACCUACCAGUGGGAGCGGCUGGGCGACGCGCCCGAGGCGGCGCGCAACGCGCGCGCGGCGUGCCGCAUGUUUGUGGGCGGGAACCAGCUGGAGGAGGCGAUGCAGCCGCCACGGGGCAUGCAGUUGUUUUCGUGGCUUGAUGCCGGGCUUACGCAGGGCCUGGACCGCGUCGCGGUGUGGAAGACGUUGGGGGAUGGCGAGCGGCAGCGGUACGCGACGCGGCUGAUGGAGGGGCUGUGCGCGGAGAUGGAGCGCCGUGGCACGCACGGGCUGGUGUUCACGCCGCUCGAGACGGUCGGCUUCUUCCGGCGCUUCGGCUUCGAGCGCGCAAAGAAGUACAACAUCUCGGAGCGCGCGCCCGAGGCAGCGUUCGCCUGCAUGGUCCGCGAGGACAAGCGCCAGACGCUGAAGGCCGUCAUCGCGCGGAUGGAGGCCGAGCAAUCGGCGCGACAGCAGCAGGCGCCGGCGCCGCAUGGGAACGGGAACAAAAAGCGCGAGCGUGCUCCGGAGCCGAAGAAGAACGCGGCAGCAGCGGAUGGGGGCACGGCGAAUGAUGCCGGGCCGGUUGGCGAGAAGGCCGGGGAUGCCAGUCCCGCUGAUGGAGGAGCGCAAUUGAGUAAGAAGACGAAGAAGGACAAAAAGGGCAAGAAGCCAAGGCGGAGAAUCGGCCGGGCCUCGAGUGUACACCUGCUUGACGGCGACGAGUAUCUCGGAGUGAGCGAGGAAGACGCCCGGAAGGACUUGGACCUCACCGUCAAGCAUCUCAUCAGGAGAGAUGAGCGACAGAAGACCCUGUUUCUCACGACUUUGUGGAGAGACACAAUCUCGACUCUGGAGCGGAACAUCCCCACGGAAUGGCACCGGUCCAUUGACGUUUCCAUCUUCGCCAAGCGCAUCCGGGAGAACACGAGCAGCUUGAGGCAGCUCGAAUCUCUGGCCAGGGAUUGGGCCAGCAAGGGAUAUCUCGGCGAGGGAUUGCAAUGGUGCCCGGUUUGGGAGAUGCCCCAGCGCGACAGUCGGUACAUCACCAAGACGAGCUCGGCCGCCCAGCUCCGCUUCUUCGAGGCUGGAAAUGUUUCCGACGGCCGCACAGUCUUCAUACGCCAGAACAAAGUCCCGCUCGGCCAUUGUGUCAAGGUGGCCAUGGACCAGUGCGAAGAUCGGGCAAACUGGAUCAUCAUUUCGUGA
This is a messenger RNA of Thermothielavioides terrestris NRRL 8126, 2325 nucleotides long. RefSeq lists its product as uncharacterized. Lineage: Eukaryota; Fungi; Ascomycota; Sordariomycetes; Sordariales; Chaetomiaceae. The transcript is spliced from 3 exons. The coding region runs from base 1 to 2325 and encodes 774 amino acids. The record is from RefSeq and is a predicted model, not a curated record.